This is a messenger RNA of Leishmania mexicana MHOM/GT/2001/U1103, 1230 nucleotides long. RefSeq lists its product as hypothetical. NCBI's taxonomy places the organism in Eukaryota, Euglenozoa, Kinetoplastea, Trypanosomatida, Trypanosomatidae. The coding region runs from base 1 to 1230 and encodes 409 amino acids. The record is from RefSeq and is a predicted model, not a curated record. The transcript has a single exon.
AUGUCGCUCGCGUCGAGGUGCGUGUCGCUGUGCGCGCCCUUCACAACCGUUGCAGCGGUGCUGCUCUUCAUGAUGUCGCGCAUGCUGCGUUGCGGUAACUGGACAUUCGAGGUGCUCGCCGCCAAGAACGGCUGGGACAUGGAGACGAAGGCGAACACAUGCUUGCGCGGAGGCUUGCUGUACCUCUUCACGUCUCUGGCGUUGUGGAUCGCCGUGUUUCUCAAUGCACCUGCGCGGCGUCUGUGGAUGCAGCUGCAGUGGACCAGGAGGCGAGAGGAUGAUGGAACCAGCCGUGAGGCACUCCUGCACGGUGACGACGACUCUGCGAGCUACGCUGGUGGACGUUACGGGUGCCGCGUUUCCAAGCGCUUACAGAGCCGCACGGGCAGCGGCCGGCGCGGGGAAGUGACGGAGAUGUCAGCACUGGACUGGGGAGAGGAUGUGCGGACGACAAAGUACGCCACCGCCGCCGCCGCAGCUGGAGGCCUCCAAGCAGACGCUGAUAUGCGGAACAGCGCAGCGGCAGGCGCACCCAUGGCACACCGCUUUUCCUCCUUCCAACGUGACCUGACCGACCCCGGUGGUGGUGGCAGUGAUAACUCGCUGCGCGUCAGCGGUGACCUUGGCAGUGUGGGUGCCACACCAUCGAGCGGCCGCACCGGGGCUGGCACCGUAUCGUGGGUGCAAUCACGCGGACUGAGGAGCCGGGGAACUGGCAGUGUUGCUUCGGGCUACGCAAGCACCAGUGCUGGCGGAGGACCCCGUUUGAGCAGCAUCAGCUUUAAUGUUCUGUCUCCUACCCCCACCACGGGGGCUGACAGCAUGGACGACAUGGAUUUCAUGUCGGACGUCGAGGUGGACGGGACACGGCACUACACUACGCCGCAGGUGCGAGCAUCCGCCUGGGGAUUGCACCGUCCAACAACGGGCACAGAAGCUCCUAGCGGAGCGGGAUUAGGGGGCUGGCAUCGCGCCCAGGCACGGGGAGCUGGUAACAAUGGUGUGCCAGCGACGGAACGUGGUGAUCAUAUGCACAGCGGCUCUGCUGAGCCUUCUACAGCUGCGGCGCGGUUGUCGAUGCUCACCAGCCUUUGGCAGACGAGCAGCUCCGGGUCAUCACUGCCUGGGGCGCAUCGAGCAAGUGGCAGGCGGGUGGGCCGUGGCCAUGGUCCACCCGCCGCACUUCCUGGUGGUAGCGGUGGUGGCGGAGCAAAGAGCAAGAGUACUUGA